AUGAUUAACUCAAAGGAUGCCAGCAAGCACGUGUCAACAUGUGCAGAGGAUGCUGCCUACAAGCGUCUGCUGGAACAAGGCUUUGUGGUCAUCAAAGGGAGAUCAGGAUCUGGGAAAUCCCACAUGGGAUACACUCUGUUACAGAGGGCAUUGAAGCAGUUCCAACGGAAACCAGUGAAGAUCUCAUCACCUGAUGAAUGGAACUAUCUACCCAAAUCAAGUAAUCCUAAAUCUGAUGUUGCUAUUCACAAAUACAUUGUCAUGAUUGAUGAUAUUUUCGGAUCUACUAAUCUGAUCCAACACAAUUUGGACCAGUGGAGACAGAAGUUUGACCUUGUGUGGCCUCAGGUGGAAUCUGGACAAAUCUGUGUGUGUCACAGUAAGAAGUUCCAUCAACUAUUAGAAUCUUUGAUCGACAAACUAGCUCCAGUACAAAUAAAAGACAGAACUGUGAAAACUCUUCUGCAUAAAGCAGCAUGGAGUCAGUGCAAGAUAUGUAUCAAGAUGUUGAUUUCAGAUGUGGAAGGAACUGACAGUGACGGUAACACAGCUUUACACUGCAUGAUAAAAUCUGAUGAAAAUCACGACCAUGAAGUGUUAGAAUUAUUAAUGGAAAAGACCAAUCACAGACACAUAAAGAACAAUAGUGGUGCGUUACCUCUCCACAUUGCAGCAAGAAGGCAGUGUAAGGAGUGUAUCAGUCAUUUGCUCAGGGAGGCUGAUGUAAGUAAGGAUCAUACAGGUAAUCCUGUACACUGUACAUUUGAUGAAGGAGCUUCACACCAUAGAGAUGAAUCACGUGAAAAUGUCUUCCAUGUUUGGAAAGGGUCAGAUGUGAUUAUGAGUCAGACAAAGACACCAUGUAAAGAACGUGGGGAACUGUUGCUCCCAAAGUCUGAUAUAAAUGAUCAGGAUGAGGCUGGGAACACUGCACUGCACUAUCUCAUUCACAAUGAAUCAUAUUAUGGAAGAAAUGAAUGUUUAGACCAUGAAACAUAUCAGCUCUUUCUUGAUAAUGGGGCAGAUGUGCACAUAAAGAACAAGGGAGGAAAGACAGCUCUGCACUUGGCAGCAAAGGCAAAUUGUAAAAACUGUGUGAAAAUGUUGCUCUUAAUGUCUGAUAUAAAUGAUCAGGAUGAGGUGGGGAACACUGUACUGCACUAUCUGAAUCAUUAUCAAAGUUAUGAUCUGACCAAAGUUGAACGUGUUUGCCAAGAAACGUGUCAGAUCUUUCUUGACAGUGGGGCAGAUGUGCACAUAAAGAACAAGGAAGGAAAGACAGCUCUGCGCUUGGCAGCAGAGGCAAAUUGUAAAAACUGUGUGAAAAUGUUGCUCCCAAUGUCUGAUAUAAAUGAUCAGGAUGAGGUGGGGAACACUGCACUGCACUAUCUGAAUCAUUAUCAAAGUUAUGAUCUGACCAAAGUUGAACGUGUUUGCCAAGAAACAUGUAAGAUCUUUCUUGAUAAUGGGGCAGAAGUGCGCAUAAAGAACAAGGUAGGAAAGACAGCUCUGCACUUGGCAGCAAAGGCAAAUUGUAAAAACUGUGUGGAAAUGUUGCUCCCAAAGUCUGAUAUAAAUGAUCAGGAUGAGGCGGGGAACACUGCACUGCACUAUCUCAUUCACAAUGAAUCAUAUCAUUAUGGAAGGAAGGAAUGUUUAGACCAUGAAACAUAUCAGCUCUUUCUUGAUAAUGGGGCAGAUGUGCACAUAAAGAACAAGGAAGGAAAGACAGCUCUGCACUUGGCAGCAAAGGCAAAUUGUAGAAACUGUGUGAAAAUGUUGCUCCCAAAGUCUGAUAUAAAUGCUCAGGAUGAGCAUGGGAACACUGCACUGCACUAUCUGCAUCAUUAUCAAAGCUAUUAUCUGACCAAAGUUGAACGUGUUUGCCAAGAAACGUGUCAGAUCUUUCUUGAUAAAAGGGCAGAUGUGCACAUAAAGAACAAGGAAGGAAAGACAGCUCUGCACUUGGCAGCAGAGGCAAAUUGUAAAAACUGUGUGAAAAUGUUGGUCCCAAAGUCUGAUAUGAAUGCUCAAGAUGAGCAUGGGAACACUGCACUGCACUAUCUGCAUCAUUAUCAAAGUUAUUAUCUGACCAAAGUUGAACGUGUUUGCCAAGAAACGUGUCAGAUCUUUCUUGAUAAAAGGGCAGAUGUGCACAUAAAGAACAAGGAAGGAAAGACAGCUCUGCACUUGGCAGCAGAGGCAAAUUGUAAAAACUGUGUGGAAAUGUUGCUCCCAAUGUCUGAAAUAAAUGAACAGGAUUGGGCGGGGAACACUGCACUGCACUAUCUCAUUCACAAUAAGUCAUAUCAUUAUGGAAGGAAGGAAUGUUUAGACCAUGCAACAUAUCAGCUCUUUCUUGACAACAGGGCAGAUGUGACCAUAAAGAACAAGAAAGGAAAGACAGCUCUGCGCUUGGCAGCAAAGGCAAAUUGUAAAAGAUGUGUGAAAAUGUUGCUGCCAAUGUCUGAUGUAAAUGAACAGGAUUGGGCGGGGAACACUGCACUGCACUUUCUCAUUCACAAUAAGUCAUAUCAUGGAAUGAGUGAAUGUUUAGACCAUGAAACAUAUCAGCUCUUUCUUGACAACAGGACAGAUGUGACCAUCAAGGACAAGGAAGGAAAGACAGCUCUGCACUUGGCAGCAAGGGCAAAUUGUAAAAGAUGUGUGAAAAUGUUGUUACCAAAGUCUGAUAUAAAUGGACAGGAUGAGGAUGGGAACACUGCACUGCACUAUCUCAUUAACAAUGAAUCAUAUCAUUAUGGAAGGAAUGAAUGUUUAGACCAUGAAACAUAUCAGCUCUUUCUUGAUAAUGGGGCAGAUGUGCACAUAAAGAACAAGGAAGGAAAGACAUAUCUGCACUUGGCAGCAAAGGCAAAUUGUAAAAACUGUGUGGAAAUGUUGCUGCCAUAA
This is a messenger RNA of Haliotis rufescens (red abalone), 2913 nucleotides long. RefSeq names its product serine/threonine-protein phosphatase 6 regulatory ankyrin repeat subunit B-like. The transcript has 2 exons. The record is from RefSeq and is a predicted model, not a curated record. Bases 1 to 2913 code for a protein of 970 amino acids. Gene Ontology annotation, molecular function: protein binding. Lineage: Eukaryota; Metazoa; Mollusca; Gastropoda; Lepetellida; Haliotidae.